AUGAUUGCCUUUGAUGCCAUCCUUCCCCCGAAGCCUCUGACUUUCAGGGAGCUUUGGAGGCGAGUCAUGAACUCCCAUCACAAGCAAGGUGAUGAGGAGGAGUACGACUUUGACGAUGCUGAGACUGCAUCGGGCCUCCUCAGAUUUUGCGGAACGUGUGGCCUGCCAGAAAUUGACGAAAGUGGUUGGAUGGAGGAGAAGGGGUGCUGCAACUACCAGUACCACCCACUUUCUCGUGUUGAGCGCAGAAGAAAACGGGUAGAGUUGGAGAAUGGAAGAGGUACUCAUAACGGAACUACUGAUUAA
Molecule: messenger RNA, 306 nt
Organism: Echinococcus granulosus
Lineage: Eukaryota; Metazoa; Platyhelminthes; Cestoda; Cyclophyllidea; Taeniidae
Exons: 1
Coding region: 1-306 (101 amino acids)
Source: RefSeq, a predicted model, not a curated record